This is a messenger RNA of Scutellospora calospora, 714 nucleotides long. NCBI's taxonomy places the organism in Eukaryota, Fungi, Glomeromycota, Glomeromycetes, Diversisporales, Gigasporaceae. The record is from the annotation of a GenBank genome assembly.
AUGUCCGCGAACGGCACAGGAAAAACAAAAGAAGCUAUUCGACGUAAAUUAGUAAUUGUUGGAGAUGGUGCUUGUGGGAAAACAUCGUUAUUAUCCGUUUUUACGUUAGGUUACUUUCCAACGGACUACGUAAGUACCGAUGCUAAAAUGUUGCUGGAAUUUAUCUUCCUAUGCCAUUUUGUUCAUCACCCAAGCUUUCGCUUUUCGCUGGGAGGAUCGUCACUUAUUACACAAACUUGUAACAUUCCAACUGUAUUUGAUAAUCGAGUUACAGAAAUUAAAAUUGAUGGAAAACCUGUACAGCUAGCAUUAUGGGAUACAGCCGGACAAGAAGAAUAUGAGCGUUUAAGACCUCUUUCUUAUUCUAAGGCUCACGUCAUUCUGAUUGCUUUUUCGGUUGAUCUACCAGAUUCAUUAGAAAAUGUUGCUGAUAAGUGGAUUGGUGAAGUUACGUCUCAUUGUCCAAAUAUUCCUAUAAUUUUGGUGGGAUUAAAAAAGGAUUUAAGAGAGAAUGAAUCCACAAUAGCGGAAAUGCAGAAAAAAGGUAUCUCCUUUGUCAGUCCAAAAGAGGGUGAAAUGAUGGCAGACCAAAUAGGUGCAAAAAAGUAUCUUGAAUGUUCAGCACUGACCGGUGAAAAUGUGGAUAACAUUUUUGAAGCUGCGUCAAGAGCAGCACUUUCGAUGCUUGAUGAACAGAUCGCAAAUAUUUUGUAA